This is a messenger RNA of Ichthyophthirius multifiliis, 1083 nucleotides long. RefSeq names its product leishmanolysin family protein, putative. The record is from RefSeq and is a predicted model, not a curated record. The transcript has 2 exons. NCBI's taxonomy places the organism in Eukaryota, Ciliophora, Oligohymenophorea, Hymenostomatida.
AUGAUAAGGAUUAAACUUGCACUCGUAAGAUUAAAAUACAUUAUUUUUAAAUAUUAUUUUAUUUAUUAAGCUUGUAAUACUGAUCUAAAUAAACCUUAUUGUCUUUUAUGUGAAAUGGAUACUACUUAUACUCCUAUUUGUAAAAGUUGCAUUGUUGGUUACUACUUAGAUUCAAAUCAAAUUUGCUAAUAGUGUAAUACUUAGUGCAAAGAUUGCAAUUAAUAACCUAAUAGAUGCAUUUCUUGUUAUUUCCCUUUUUUUUUGAAUGUAAAAACAUCUACUUGUGAUCUAUAAUGUUAAGUAGGAAGUUAUUUAGAUUUAAACAGAAUAUGUUAAGGUUAUUUUUUUAUAUUUUAAAUUAAAAAUAAUUUUAAAAAAGAAUGUAAUUCAAACUGUGUAACAUGUAGCAUUACGUCUACAAACUGUAUUAGUUGUAAAAUAAAUGAAGUAUUAGAAGUUAGUAGUAGUCCUUAUUAUAAAUGUUAAAGUACGUGUAAUGAUACAAUACGCUCUUUUAUAGAUGAUAACUUUUAUUGCAGAUAAUGUAGUGAUAAUUGUUAUAAAUGCGAAAAAUUUAAUGACAAUUGUACUGCUUGUUGGAAUGAUUAUUUCAUUAUUUAAAAUGGGGAAAAGGCUUCUUGUGUGAAAUAAUGUGGAUUUGGAUUUUAUAAUGAUCCUACAGGAAAAUGCUUAAAAUGUAAUGCGAGUUGUUAAACUUGUGAAUUUUGUUCAAGUUCUACAGCCUGUUUAAGAAAUUAGAAAUGCUUUGUAUGCUCUGACGGUUACUUUUUCGUUUAAGCAAAUAACUCUUGCUAACCUUGUACUUUUCCGUGUAAGAAUUGUAUAUCUUAAAGUACUUAAUGUAAAGACUGUUAUGAAAAAAUGUUUUUUAAUUAAGAAAAAAAUAUUUGUUAGUUUGAAUGUGAUACGAAUAAUGGUUAUUAUAUAUAAGAUUUAGGAAAUAAAUCUAUAUCAUGUUAAAGUAAAUAUGAUAAAAAAAAUAAAAAUAUAAUAAAAAAAAAUAGAAUGUCAUUAAAACUGCAAUACAUGUUCUUAAGGUCCAACUACUAAAAAUAAUAUUGA